CAACAUCAACUCGUCCUCUGCAUCUCCAUCACUCGCCAUACCCAGGAAGGACCUGGGGUUGUCACGAUGGAGGCAUCGGCUCUGAAAGCGUGGGAGCUGGACAAUAAUGUCCAGUUAAUCGAUCCCAAACGCGACGCUCUCUACAACUACGAUGCCGCAGCUCAGAAGACCAUCGCCGAUGCCAAACCGUGGACUAAGGAUCCAAACUACUUCAAACAUGUCCGAAUCAGCGCCACCGCUCUUAUCAAGAUGACCAUGCACGCACGCUCUGGCGGUAAUCUCGAAGUCAUGGGUCUGAUGCAGGGCUACAUUGAUCAGGACACUUUUGUCGUCACCGAUGCGUUCCGCCUUCCCGUCGAAGGAACAGAGACACGAGUCAACGCCCAGGAAGAGGCAAACGAAUAUCUGGUUGAAUACCUCGACCUUUGCCGAGCGCAGGGCCGCCAGGAGAACGUGGUGGGCUGGUACCACAGCCACCCCGGCUACGGAUGCUGGCUCAGUGGUAUCGAUGUGGACACAGAGGCCAUGCAGCAGCAGUUCCAAGAUCCCUUUCUGGCUGUUGUCAUUGACCCUGACCGCACCAUCAACGCCGGCAAGGUGGAGAUUGGCGCUUUCAGAACCUACCCUGCUCACUACAAGGCGGAUCCUGUUGGCGGCACAACCGCCGAUGGCUUCCAGGCAGUACCGCUCGCCAAGGCAGCCGAGUUUGGUGCUCACUCGAGCCGCUAUUACAGCCUCGAGGUCUCACACUUCAAGAGCUCGCUUGAUGCGCAUCUCCUCGAACUUCUCUGGCACAAGUACUGGGUCCAGACCCUUAGCCAGAACCCCCUCCUCACAAACCGCGACUACGGAAACAAGCAGGUCCUGGACCUGAGCUCCAAGAUCAAGGAGGCCACGAUGGGCAUAGCACGCAAUCAGGCAGCACAGAGCAUGAUGAUGAGGAGCGGGGCGAAGAACACCGACAAGGCGGUGGAGAAGUUGGCCAAGGACGCAAACCUCAUCGCCACCAAGGAACGGUCUGGUCUGAUUGCGAGCCAGGUAAAGGCCAGCGUCUUCAACGGGCUCGGGUCAAAGGAGAACCCUACAUCGUAA
Fusarium keratoplasticum is the source of this 1092-nucleotide messenger RNA. Its product is annotated as COP9 signalosome complex subunit 5. Gene Ontology annotation, molecular function: deNEDDylase activity; metallopeptidase activity; protein binding. NCBI's taxonomy places the organism in Eukaryota, Fungi, Ascomycota, Sordariomycetes, Hypocreales, Nectriaceae. The transcript is spliced from 2 exons. Gene Ontology annotation, cellular component: COP9 signalosome; cytoplasm. Gene Ontology annotation, biological process: protein deneddylation. The coding region runs from base 67 to 1092 and encodes 341 amino acids. The record is from RefSeq and is a predicted model, not a curated record.